Caenorhabditis remanei is the source of this 378-nucleotide messenger RNA. RefSeq lists its product as uncharacterized. The record is from RefSeq and is a predicted model, not a curated record. The coding region runs from base 1 to 378 and encodes 125 amino acids. Lineage: Eukaryota; Metazoa; Nematoda; Chromadorea; Rhabditida; Rhabditidae. The transcript is spliced from 3 exons.
AUGGCUGAAAAUGGAUAUAUUCGGAAUAUCGGCGGGUCUACUUGGAAUGUAUUUGAAUGGAACGCGUUUUUCUGUUUCCAGGACCACCUAACAUCUUACAUUUACAUUCUACUUGGCAUAUUCGUCAUCACCGCUUAUGUACCAACUCGGCAAGAUUUCUUUGAGCGGAAGAUUGUUGGAAAAUUCGACGUGGUCGGAUGUUCGCAUCAAUGGUGGCAUAUCUUCAUUCUCGGAGCAAUGAUCUAUUGGCAACAGUCUGGAAAUCAACUUCUCACAGAAUACCGAUCAUUCUCUGAUAGUUGCCAUCGAUUCAUCCCUCAACAAAACUUCUCUGAAAUCUCGCAUUCUAUCUCUAAUUAUAGUCAUCCUUCAAUGUAA